This is a messenger RNA of Symbiodinium pilosum, 1361 nucleotides long. The record is from the annotation of a GenBank genome assembly. NCBI's taxonomy places the organism in Eukaryota, Dinophyceae, Suessiales, Symbiodiniaceae.
AUGUCAGUUUGUGGCCUUCCUCUUGGCGUCAAAGGUGACAUCCCCAUGAGUCACACACUCAUACCGCUGGAGAAUCCUUCCUGGGAUCCGCGCGACCAAGACUUUCAAAUCUGCUCUGGCAAUUGGCCAGGUGCUGAAGAGGCCCCUGAGUUGCUUGAAGAGUUAAUUCAGGAGGAGCUUACCGCAGGGUAUUUGGAGCCUGUACCAUCCCUUGAUACUGCCCAGCAGCGCUGGGACCAGGUUGCAGUAGGCAAAGCUAAUGUUGUGCAGGACCUUCGCAAUGCAGUGCCUCUCCGUGGGUGCGGUGAAGAAAUUGGUGGAUUCACUUUGGACAUUGCUGCUGCGCAUAAGACCGUCCGGGUCAGAGAAUCUGAGCGUGGACUUCUCGGCGCCUUCUCUGCGCUAUGGUGGCAGCGGUUAGCUGGGUUCCUGACUCGGGUUGGUCACCGCCUUGUGUGGAUCAGCCAUGUUCUCAUGAUAUAUGUGGAUGACGCUUUGCUGAUCCAGGCUGGCUCGGUGCUUCCGUUUGGCGCCGCGCUGCUCCUGGGGCUUUGUCAGGCUUUCGGCUAUCCUUUGAGUUGGAGGAAAUUGCAGCUUGGGCCCGAGGUUGUAGGGUUGCAGCUGUGUUUCCGUUCACUUGCUUUCCGGCUCCCCAGCAGCAAGAUCGUACGCCUCCUGCAGGCCCUGCGUGAUGUCCUUGAACCGGCCAGCACUACAGUCAAGUCCCUUGAAAAGCUUAUCGGCAUCCUUCACUGGGUUAUGCAGAUGUGCCCACAGCUACGCCCGUGGCUAUGCUUUCUGUACUUCGAUAAAGACCGGCCUCCUGCGACCAACUUUUCUGCCAGCUUGCCAGUGUGGCAAAAAAUGAGCUGCUAUCUAGAUGAUAACAUGGUUUUUCACACUAGGCCGCCGGGUACUAGCAUCUCCGUGGGAGCUGUGCUUCUUGCAGCGCGGCAUCGCGCCCUCAAAUCAAAAAAGGAUCUUGCCAUGGUCAAGUGCACCGGCAAGCGCAUGUGGAUGCGUGUGGCGGACCCGGGCACAAGCGUAGGCUCAGUCCUUCGGAAUUGGCACAGUUUGACAUCGUGUGUUACGAGACGCUGGCGCAAGUUGCACUGGUGCUGUGCUAUGCCAGUGCUUGCCGAGGUGGGCGGUGUCGAGUUCGGUUACCUUACCUUGACAGAUAACUCCGGGGCCGAAUCGGUUGUCAACAAAGUUUUUACUACCGUGGCUCCAUUGUGCUUCUUCGUGCAGAAGCUUGCUACGCAGUCGUGGACACAUGCCAUCACUCUGGAUGCUAGUCACGUGCCAGGGGCCAAGAACGAUGAGGCUGACUGGUUGAGUCGGUGGAACCAAGCAGAUGA